UGUGUAAGUCUCCUGAUUAUGGGGAUGUGCAGUGUCUGAGUUUUCUUAUACAGCUCUGGUUUGUAUAGGAUGAUCCAGCACAGCUGGACUCUGGGUCAGGGUUUACCUUCAACCCCUACCCCAUGGAGAUCAACUUGUCCUGCAUCUGAUGCUGUCAGAAGGAGAGAGAGAGAGAGCCUUGGAGAUGAAAAGCACUAGUCCCUUUUGCAUGAGCCUGUGAAAAUUUCCUGAUGACCCUUGGAGUCGCCCACAGCUGGAAGGAGGACAGCGGCUGCAGCGAAAACAGACAUCUUCAUCAUCAUGGCAGCACCAGGAAACACGGCCAAUGGGGUGCUUCUGUUCAUGCCCCCAAACAGUGCUGGCAUCAUCCACCAAGACCAAGGAGUCUCCGGUGCCAUUUCCCAGAAUCCUGAGAUGAUGCAAUGUGGGCCUCAGCAGUUCACAGUCAUGAACCCUGGGAACCAACCUCUUGGGUCAAUGUACCCCGGGAGUCCCGCUGAACAGGUUGCGCAGCUAAGGAAAGUAGGGAUGAUGGAGAUAUUCCUCAAAGCACAGCCCAAGACCCUGGGGGCCAUCCAGAUCUUGAUUGGGCUGAUACACAUCGGCUUUGGAGGUGUCUCUACAAUUUUCAUUAAAUACAUUUACGUCUCUGGCAUCGUGGGGUACCCGUUCUGGGGAGGAAUUUUUUUCAUCAUUUCUGGAUCCCUCUCGGUUGCAGCUGAGAAUCGUGGCAACAUCUGUCUGGUGAGAAGCAGCCGGGGAGUGAACAGGACUAGCGCCCUCUUCUCAGCCAUUGGGAUCAUUCUCUUUCUAACGGAGCUGAUUUUUAAUGCAUCACAUUAUGACCACAAGGAUGAGGAAUACCAUUGGUUGAAUGCUGGGAAGGGGAUCACAGUCAUGCUGCUCUUGUUGUCCAUCCUGGAGUUCUCCAUCGCUGUCUCAACCUCGUACUUUGCAUCCCAAGCCAUCUGCUAUACUCCCAACACCGCCAUGUUGUUCAGGCCAUAUGCUGCCAAUGAAAACUUUGGGGUUCCCGCCGCACCAAUGCCCCCUCCACCACCUUACACCAAUGAGGCUUAUGACCCCAAAGAAGAGACUGAGCAAUGGGCCUCAUAAGGAACUCCUACAAGAGAUGGCUCCAGCAGCGGCUUCUCUGAGAAGUAAAAUCCAACCCCGUCCUGCAUCAUAGAUCUCAUUCCAUUUUCUGAGUGCAGUUCUAGUAUCCAGCUCCAUUGUUCAUCUUACAGGGAACUCAUUUCAGUCUGCUUCUCCCUGGCUCUGCACCAUUUGUAGAUCACACUACACAGAAUGAAAUAAGGUGAUAACUCACCAGCACUAUUCAGCCCCCCCAGGCUUUGGUCCUGAACAUUUCCCUUGGUGACUUUGUCAAUAAAGCUUCAAAAUGGAUCCUGAGUCAGUUUAAAGCACUUGUUCACAGAUGUGUGUCUGUGUGUGCAUGUGGCAUGCGUGUCUGCGUGUGCAUGUGGUGUAUUUGCAUGUAGUAUAAAGAUGUGGCAUGUGCGUACCCACAUGUAACUCUUACCACACACACAUGGUGGAACAUGAGUCCCCUUUCACUAGUGGCAUACAUCGCAAAAACGACUAUUGCAACUAGCACUAAUUUGCUUGUGUUGGGCCCUGACUCCUUUCACACACUUUCUUCCUUUGGAAUGUGACUGAUGCACGAAAAGCUUGUCUUCACAUACAGCGCUAGAGCUGCAUCGUUGUAGCGUUUUAGUGAAGACGCUCCUAAGUCAACGGGAGAGCGUCUCCUGUCAGCAAGGUUAAUCCACCUCCCCAAGAAGCAGUAGCUGUGUUGAUGGGAGACGCUCUCCCAUCGACACAGUGCUGUCUAUCUGGGUGGAUUAGGUUGAUAUAACUACAUCACUCAGAAGUUGGUGGAUUUUUCACACCCCUGAGUGAUGUAGUUAUACCGAUAUAAGUCUAUAGUGUAGACCUGGCCUAAGGCCAUUUAAGUUGACUUACUUGUUGUCGAUGAUCAUAAGCCACUUUAAUUACAUUGGUUGUGCACGUCCACACAACGCUCCUUGUGUUGGUGGAGUGCGUCCAUAGUCAUUGCUCUUGCAUCAACAGAGAGAGUGUUGUAUCAUGGGUAGCUAUCCCACUAUGCAAUUCACCACCCUCUGCCACUGAGACCUCUGGGAACAGAUCGCAGUGUAUCAUGGGGGCAUGCUCACCAUCCCAUGAUGUAUUUCUUUCCUCCCAUCAUUCCAUGGGCUUCUGAUUUCAUUUUGCACCAUUUUUCACCAGCCCUUGUAAACUACCGUAUGUGCCUGCCAUCUCUGCCUGAAAGCAAGGAAGUCUGGUGAUGAUCGUUAUGAACACAAUGUGGCUGGUCCUGCAGUAUUUCAUGAGCUGUAAAACAGAAAGUGAAUCAGAAACAUUACUGGGGUCUAUAUAGGGAUCAGUACUGGGACCAGUCCAGGGAUCAGUGCUUUGGCCUGUAUUGGGUCCAGUACUGGGAUCUAUUCUGGGAUCAGUGCUGGGACCAAUACUGGGAAAAGUACUGGGAGUAGUACUGGAGUCUGUACUGGGACCAGUCAUAGGACCAGUACUGGUGUCUGAACUGGGACCAGUACUGGGUUCUGUACUGAGACAAGUCAUGGGACCAGUACUGUGGUGUGUAUUGAGACCUUCACUGUUGUCUGUACUGGUCCCAGUAAUGGGACAAGCAAGUCAUUAACCUGUAUUAGACCAAAGUAUUACAGUCCUCUGGAGACUAAGCUAUUGUGUCAGAGGCAAAGAACAGGCGGGACCGAGAUCUCCCAAUCUCUGAGGCCCCUGCAGUGGCAGGGCAUAGAUUCAAUUAGAUACUUAAGGCACAGACUAGAAAUUUUCCAAUGGAACUUUUAUCCAUCAGUUGAAUGCCAAUUCAUCGAAAGCAAAACAUGGCAAUCUUGAUGACAUUUCAUUUAGAAAGUCACCAUGUUUCGAUCUUCUGUUUCACCAGGACAUUUCAUUUCAAUGCUUGUAUUUUAUGUUAUCUAAUAAAAUGUUUAAAAAGUCAAAAA
This is a messenger RNA of Chrysemys picta bellii (western painted turtle), 3032 nucleotides long. RefSeq names its product membrane-spanning 4-domains subfamily A member 15-like. The record is from RefSeq and is a predicted model, not a curated record. Lineage: Eukaryota; Metazoa; Chordata; Testudines; Emydidae. Gene Ontology annotation, cellular component: membrane.